CAGAGUGACUGCUGACCUGAGACAGCACAUCAAAUCUGGCAGCUAUCUAUUCAUUUGACAAGCACUGCAGAGAACAAAGGAGAAGUUCUUCAGUCUAAAGAAUCCAACAUGAAUUUCUCUGGGUUGUAAAGAUAUGAACAACAGAAAUUCAGGAUUACAUGAGAAGAGAGAUGAUGAAAGAAACAACAUACAGGAAGUUGGGUGGGAAAAGGUCAGGAUCGGAUGGGAUUCAUUCCAGGAGAUGAAAGGAAGUGACUAACUGGUACAUGACUGCUCCCUAAUAAAGAACACAAGUGGAGAGAGGAAGGUACCAAGGACUGGUCUGAGACACUGACAAUGGAAGCUACACAGAUCAACAUGUCACAAAGCCCACUGGUAAAUGAGGCCAUUUGUGCUAAGGUGAAGAAAUGCAAACCUCGUGUGAUGUCCAAAAGUGGCCACAGCAAUGUCAGGAUUGAUAAGGUGGAUGGUAUUUACUUGCUUUAUCUUCAGGAUCUGUGGACCACAGUCAUUGACAUGAAAUGGAGAUAUAAACUUACUUUAUUUGUAGCUACUUUUGUAAUGACUUGGUUUCUUUUUGGGGUUAUUUACUAUGCCAUUGCAUUUAUUCAUGGAGACCUCGAAGAAAACAAAUUCUCACGCCAACAUGUCCCCUGUGUCAUGAAUGUAGACUCCCUAACUGGAGCAUUUCUCUUUUCUUUGGAAUCACAAACAACCAUUGGUUAUGGCUUUCGUUUCAUCACUGAGGAGUGCCCUCAUGCCAUUUUCCUCUUAGUUGCUCAACUGGUCAUCACAACUUUGAUUGAAAUCUUCAUUACUGGUACCUUUCUAGCCAAAAUUGCCAGACCUAAAAAGCGGGCCGAGACCAUUAAAUUUAGUCAUUGUGCUGUCAUCACCAAACACAAUGGACAUCUUUGCCUGGUGAUCCGAGUGGCAAAUAUGAGAAAGAGCCUUCUGAUUCAGUGCCAGCUAUCUGGAAAGCUUCUGCAGACCUAUGAAACCAAAGAAGGAGAGAGAAUUCUGCUUAACCAAGCUACUGUCAAAUUCCAUGUUGAUUCCUCAUCUGAAAGUCCUUUCUUGAUUUUACCUUUGACUUUUUACCAUAUAUUGGAUGAGAACAGUCCUUUGAGAGAUCUUACACCUCAAAACUUAAAAGAAAAAGAUUUUGAACUUGUUGUCCUCUUGAAUGCCACAGUUGAGUCAACAAGUGCUGUUUGCCAGAGUCGAACCUCAUAUGUUCCAGAGGAAAUCUUCUGGGGUUAUGAGUUUAUGCCUGUGAUUUCUGUAUCUCAAAAUGGCAAGUAUGUCGCAGAUUUCAGUCAGUUUGAGCAGAUCAGAAGUGCAGAUUGCAACUUGUACAGUAUGGAUUCUGAAAAGCAAAAACUGGAAGAACAGUAUAGAAAGGAAGACCAAAGAAACAGAGAAUGCAGAACAGUGUUAUUUCAGCAAAGCAAUGUUUGAAUUCUUAUUUAUCAUGAACUAUAACCAAGUGUAUAUUUCCACACCUUAAAAAUUGAUAGGCUACAUAGUCUUGUCUAAACAGCUAUGAUGCAGAGAAUUUCUGAAUACAUCAUGACUAAGUUUGCUUUAAUUGGAUUGGAAUGUUUGGGGCUAUAAAGUGGAAUAACUAAGAUGGAUUUCUCUUAAGGGUGUCCCCAUUUGUCAACUUUUGUAACAGACUCUUCUACUUUUCAGUCAAUAUGUGGAGUAUGAUACAGUAUGUUGGACAAAUGUUUCCAAAUAUGCAUUCAACAUAAUUUAGCUGUCUAAGUAGAAUGAAAGAGUUGUUUUUGAAAGUUAAUAUACAGGAUGUUAUUUACCUAGCUUCACAUUAGUUAGGAAAAGGGG
Molecule: messenger RNA, 1848 nt
Organism: Heteronotia binoei (common prickly gecko)
Lineage: Eukaryota; Metazoa; Chordata; Lepidosauria; Squamata; Gekkonidae
Gene: KCNJ15
Product: potassium inwardly rectifying channel subfamily J member 15
Exons: 2
Coding region: 337-1461 (374 amino acids)
Biological process (GO): regulation of monoatomic ion transmembrane transport; potassium ion import across plasma membrane
Cellular component (GO): plasma membrane
Molecular function (GO): inward rectifier potassium channel activity
Source: RefSeq, a predicted model, not a curated record